CGUAUAUCCCUCGUUAUCUUACCAUAUAAUAUAUCGUUUUGUUCAUUCAUACGAAUCAAACACAUAUACACACAUCAAUAUAUAUAUACAUACGCCAAGUCAUCUUUUUUCCUGGAUUCACACAUGGAAGACAUUAACGGUGUUGAAGCUAUAGACGGAAAGAUCGCUGUUGCUUCUGCAUUUGCUGGUCAUCAGGAAGUUGUUCAGGAUAGAGACCACAAGUUUCUAACCAGAGCUGUCGAAGAAGCCUAUAAAGGCGUCGAAUGUGGUGACGGAGGCCCAUUUGGGGCAGUUGUUGUUCAUAAUGAUGAAGUUGUAGUAAGUUGCCAUAACAUGGUACUAAAGCAUACCGACCCAACAGCACACGCGGAAGUCACUGCUAUACGAGAGGCUUGUAAGAAGCUGAACCAGAUUGAGCUUUCUGAAUGUGAGAUCUACGCUUCUUGUGAGCCCUGCCCUAUGUGCUUUGGUGCCAUUCAUCUUUCAAGACUUAAGAGGCUUGUUUACGGUGCCAAAGCUGAAGCAGCAAUUGCAAUCGGGUUUGAUGACUUUAUAGCAGAUGCAUUGAGAGGUACUGGUUUCUAUCAGAAGGCUAACUUGGAAAUCAAAAAGGCAGAUGGUAAUGGAGCCUUGAUUGCCGAACAAGUUUUUGAGAAAACCAAAGCCAAGUUCUCAAUGUAUUGAUCUCAAAUGACCACAUACUUGCAUAUGAAUUUGAUUUCUAACUCUGUAAUUUCUGAAACAAUUUGUUGCCUUGGUUCAUAUUUACUUACGAAAUCAUAAAGGUAUAGAAUCCGAUGUUUCUGCA
Erigeron canadensis is the source of this 808-nucleotide messenger RNA. RefSeq names its product guanosine deaminase. NCBI's taxonomy places the organism in Eukaryota, Viridiplantae, Streptophyta, Magnoliopsida, Asterales, Asteraceae. Gene Ontology annotation, biological process: purine nucleoside catabolic process. The transcript has 5 exons. Bases 124 to 684 code for a protein of 186 amino acids. The record is from RefSeq and is a predicted model, not a curated record. Gene Ontology annotation, molecular function: zinc ion binding; guanosine deaminase activity.